Molecule: messenger RNA, 3713 nt
Organism: Porites evermanni
Lineage: Eukaryota; Metazoa; Cnidaria; Anthozoa; Scleractinia; Poritidae
Source: the annotation of a GenBank genome assembly
GGAAGUGAAACGCAAAGGCAAAUACAAGCGAGCAGAAAGGAAGCUAAUGAGGUUUAUAAGGUUUAUAACCUGAAAAACGUUGUUAUCAAAGCAUGAUUUCGCCAGUAUGGUGUGCUCUGGUCGCUGCUCAGCUCGGGUUUGGAGCUUAUGGCGUGAUUGUUACUGUUUUUGCAAAAGAUAGCAAAGCCGAUCCACUUGUGUUUUGCCUUCUGCGAGAUGCUGGGGCUUUCCCUGUAAUGUUGAUAGCAGCGUUUUGCAUCGAAGGAAAAGUUAGUGUACCUUCCCUGAGGUAGGCUUUAAUGUGUUAUAUUUUCGAUGUAGCUUGACUAUUUUUAUUUUGCUCAUUGGGACUUGUUUUCCCGGAGACUUAAGAUGCUGCUAAGGAACAGACUGGGGCUGCGAAAUAUGUUGUUUUUAACCCGAGAAAAACAUGAAUAUCUCCACCCUGCUUCGUUAUUUAAUUCAGAACUUGAACAGACUUUGUGAUAUCGGUCGUGUUAUUGAGUUAAACUUUUUAAUAAUAAGCCUGAGUAGAGCAGGCGUUUUAUACGAACGCUUGAAUCAAGUCAUUGUUUAAAAUUCGAUCGCGUUAGGCGCCAUUUUGGCAGCAAUUAAAAAUUGGACUCCUUCGACUUCGGGAAGCGGCAGGGGUAUUUUGCAGAACGCCGAAUGCAGAACACCGAAUGACUCUGAAGUCUGGUGAUUAGGAUUAGGAAUCUGAGUGAAUCAAGUUUCAGGUCAGAUUUUUUAGUACAACGACCCUGAAUGGAACCUGAUUCACUCAGUUUCUUAACCCUCUUCACUUAAACUUCAGAGUCAUUCGUCGUUCUGCAUUUGGCGUUUGGUGAAUGUAGGACACCGAAUGACUCUGAAGUUUGGUGAUUAGGGUUAGGAAACUGGGUGAAUUAUGUUUCAGGUCUGUUUUGCCAGUUUUAAUGAUGCUAAGUGGAACUUGAUUCACUCGGUUUCCUAACCCCAAUCACUAAAUUCAGAGUCAUCCGGUGUUCAGCAUUCUGCAAAAUACUCUGCCGUUGGGGAAGGGAUGGUAAAAGGACAACAGAAAUGUCUCCUGGCAAAGCCUAUGAAAUGGCCCAUUUUACUGUUACGGUAUGAAUGAGAAAGGGGGUGGAAUUGAUCUUGUUGUGAUACAACCCUUCCUGCGUUCUCACGUAAAUCAUGUUGUUCUUAUACUAGCAAGUCGUUAUCAAGCAUGAUUAAAUUUAUUUCCAUAANAGACUUAAAAUGCUGCUAAGGAACAGACCAGGGCUGCGAAAUAUGUUGUUUUUAGCCCGAGAAAAACAUGAAUAUCUCCACCCUGCUUUGUUAUUUAAUUCAGAACUUGAACAAACUUUGUGAUGUCAGUCGUGUUAUUGAGUUAAACUUUUUAAUAAUAAGCCUGAGUAGAGCAGGCGUUUUAUAAGAACGCUUGAUUGUUUAAAAUUCGAUCGCGUUAGGCGCCAUUUUGGCAGCAAUUAAAAAUUGGACUCCUUCGACUUCGGGAAGCGGCAGGGGUAUUUUGCAGAACGCCGAAUGCAGAUCACCGAAUGACUCUGAAGUCUGGUGAUUAGGAUUAGGAAUCUGAGUGAAUCAAGUUUCAGGUCAGAUUUUUUAGUACCACGACCCUGAAUGGAACCUGAUUCACUCAGUUUCUUAACCCUCUUCACUUAAACUUCAGAGUCAUUCGUAGUUCUGCAUUUGGCGUUCGGUGAAUGUAGAACGCCGAAUGACUCUGACGUUUGGUGAUUAGGGUUAGGAAACUGGGUGAAUUAUGUUUCAGGUCUGUUUUUUUAGUUUUAAUGACCCUUAGUGGAACUUGAUUCACUCAGUUUCCUAACCCCAAUCACUAAAUUCAGAGUCAUCCAGUGUUCAGCAUUCUGCAAAAUACCCUGCCGUUAGGGAAGGGAUGGUAAGAGAACAACAGAAAUGUCUCCUGGCAAAGCCUAUGAAAUGGCCCAUUUUACAGUUACGGUAUGAAUGAGAAAGGGGGUGGAAUUGAUCUUGUUGUGAUACAACCCUUCCUGCGUUCUCACGUAAAUCAUGUUGUUCUUAUACUAGCAAGUCGUUAUCAAGCAUGAUUAAAUUUAUUUCCAUAAGAAAACAAAGAAGGUUUGUAUCAAAACAAGGUCAACCUCAGCCUUACUUCACUCGAAGGUUGGGGAGUUAAACCCACAAAUAGAGAAUGGUCUUUUACAGAAUACCCCCAAAUUGGUUGUGCUUGAUUGCUUUUGCAGAAAUAUAAACGGACAUUGAAAAUUGAGUUUGUUUUCAGUGGAAGGCAUAAAUUUUCUUACCCCAACUACAUUGACACAUGCAUUUGAUAAGUCUUGUUCAAUCCAAUAUAGGAUAUGCUACUGUGCUUUGUACAUGCUGAUUCUUUUCUUUUUCGUUGUCAUUAACCUGGACUUUUUCUCAGUCCAUAAGAUUAUAUGCAAAAGAAAAAGAACUUUGCCAAUAUCCAGCCAUCUUGACAUCAUGCAUGGUCAAUAACACAUAUUUUAUGUGAUAUUGUGUACAGUAUAAUUUAUAAUAAUAUAGCACGGAUUAGAGUAUUUUUUACAGUAGAGAUGGCAGUUUUAUACAAAAACCCUUUGUUUUUCUUGCAGAGGCAUCCCACUGCUGAUGGUCCUUGGUUUUACAGGAAUGUUUGUUGGCCAGCUACUCUAUCUUUUGGGCAUUUACUUGACAAAUGCUAAUCUUGCAUCCAUGUUUCAGCCGUCGGUGCCAGUGUGGAGUGCGCUUCUCGCCAUGCUGUCAGGAGUAGAACCGCCUCCUAUGUUAACAAAACCUCAUGGUGUGGCCAAAAUUUUUGGCAUUUUCUUAGCACUUACUGGAGCUGUGACAAUGACCAUUGGAAAGCUUGGAGGUGAAGACAGUUCUAAUGAAGAGUCUUGGUUCGCCAGCGGCACAUCUGUUGGUAGUCAGAUCUUGGGUUGUAUCUGUCUUCUUGUCCAAGUCGCAAGCACUGCAACAUAUUAUGUAAUUCAGAAGAAGUACAUAUUCAAUCAACCAUACUCUGUUUGGAAGAACCAGCCAAUUGCCGUUACUGCCUGGAGUUACUUAUUUGGUGCUCUUUUCAUGGCUCUUGCUUCACUUUCUUACAUCAAUCACCUGGACAGGUUUGCCAGUUUCUCUACAGAGGCCCUCUACUGCCUUGUGUACGCCAUCUUUGUCACAUCAACAAUGUGCUUCUUGCUGUUGUCAUGGUGCAACAUGCAAGCUCCAUCCACCAUAGUCACUGCGUCAUGGCCUCUUCAGGCCCUGUUCUGUGCACUUCUUUCAUUUAUAUUUCUUCACAAGUCACUGCAGCUGAUGGAGUUUUUCGGAGGCAGCUUUAUUGUCUGUGGCCUUGCAGCCGUUUUGUGGUCAAGCUAUACAGAGGACAAGGAACUCAACAUGCAACUCAAUGAAAGAAACACAAAGACCAAGGUACCUCAUAAUUUGGACUGGAAAUUCUCUGAAGCUAUAACUGAGGGUUAUGUGGUGAUCCCUAACGAUGACAAUGAGUAACAUGCACAUAAUAGAAUACUACACAUUAUAUUGUCAAAUGUUCUCGGUUUCUAUUCUAACGACACAUUGGUGUACAUUGUACGUAAAGUAAAAGAGGUUAUAAUAUUGUUUCCUUAUAAGCAAAAUAUUUGCAUAGGAAUUGUUUUUAGUCAUGAUUGUGUUUCAGAAACAACUGCAAUAGAAUCAUAAAGCUUAUUAGAUUAUUU